AUGCCCAACUGGCCCGGGAUCGCCGCCGCUCUGCAAGCGGUCCUACGACCUUCGAUACUCCAACCUAGACUCAGGGUACCUUCUAUCGCUUCAUUGGAUUUCCAAGAGUUCAAGAGAAGAGGGGUGGUCGGCGUCGUUGUGGACAAGGAUAAUUGUCUGGUGCGAGAUCAUUGCCCUCGAAGCUCUCUUAAAGAUGCUCCUGGACCGAGGUGAAAGAACUUCAUCUGACUGGAAUGCUUUUCAUGACUUUGAUAGACGAAGCCUUUGGAUGACGGGCUCACACCCUCUCUGCGACCGGCAUGGCAAGCCUUGUUGACGACCUUUGGAACGGCGAACGUGCUCGUCGUCUCCAACUCGGCCGGUACACGCAAGGAUCCUCUCUUACUCCAGGUCAGUCGGCUUGCUACUAUCUUAGCCCAGCACCAGGUGUAUAUACUUAGAAGUGCAACUCGUCUGAUGUAGGCCGAAUCCGUCUCUCGCAACUUGCUCGUACCCGUGCUCGUUCACCCCACACCUAAACCGGGCAAGAAAUGCGCCCACCAAGUCGCCCACUACUUUACCCAACUACAACAGUCACCUUCUUCACAUAUACCCCACACACCGGGACCGACAACAACAUCCCCCAUCGUCUGGUCCAGGCAAGGUCGAGUCCUCGCGGAGGCUUACGCCCAACGACGGCACUUUGACUCCACGCCCACAGCAGUCGACCCUUCGCAAGGCCAAGGGUCCCUCAUCCUCGUCAUUGGCGAUAGGGUCACGACGGAUAUGAUCUUGGCACGACGCAUCGCCAACGUCAAGACUGCCCAAGGCCGCCGGAUAGAGACCAUCUCGAUCCUCACGACCGAGCUGCACGAAAGGGAAGGACUUGGGACGAUGCUGAUGCGGACCGCGGAGAACCUUCUCGUACGGAUCGUCGAAGCGAGGCGGAGAAGAUCGCCGAUCAGACAGGUUCCGGAUGGUGGGCAGGUAGUGGGCGAGGAAGAGCUUGUCGCGACGUCGUCGACUGAUCCGAUGGGUUCCACGAGGGCCGACGAGCGGUGGGAAGAGUGCACGAUCUUGACUACCACAGCCAAGCAAGUGCCCAUUCAGGAAUCCUCGACCGAUCCCGAAUCUGCGCUACCUUUUCGGACAGGGUGGAAGAGGUUCCUACCUCGACCCCCACGGAGACUCGUCCAGGCCUUCUCUCUGCGCUCCAUCGUCUCGACGCUGCAUUUUCAGCUCUCGAGGUUGAUCUCGACAUGGACGCCACCACCACCACCGCAGAUCGAAGGAGCAUACAAGACCCCUUUGAGUGAUGAAUAUCGAAGGGAAUUUGCCUCCCCGAACCCGACGGAUCAUUGGAGGGCCGUGUCGAACCGUGCGGUCGAGGCGGCGGAGCGGGCGGUCAGAAGUGGGGAAGCCGCCGUCGAUGGGCUCAGAAGGCGGUUGUAG
Microbotryum saponariae is the source of this 1431-nucleotide messenger RNA. Lineage: Eukaryota; Fungi; Basidiomycota; Microbotryomycetes; Microbotryales; Microbotryaceae. The record is from the annotation of a GenBank genome assembly.